Molecule: messenger RNA, 522 nt
Organism: Necator americanus (New World hookworm)
Lineage: Eukaryota; Metazoa; Nematoda; Chromadorea; Rhabditida; Ancylostomatidae
Exons: 3
Coding region: 1-522 (173 amino acids)
Source: RefSeq, a predicted model, not a curated record
AUGACAUUGAUAAACGAAUGCCUGAAUUGCCCUAUUUUCCGAUGGUCGGGACAGUACUACCGACAACUUAGAGGCCUAGCUAUUGGACAAAGGCUGGCACCCACUCUCGCCAUUGUUUUCGUUGCCAAGAUCGGAAAGCCUAUAAUAGACCGCAAACCACUGCUGUAUUAUCGUUACAUAGAUGAUUGCUGCGUCGUCUGCUCAAGACAAGCAGAACUAGACACGUGCUUCAAUCUUCUCAAUCAGCAGUGUCCGCACAUUAAGUUCAAGGGAGAGACCGAUAGACAAUUGGUUCAGAGAGAGCUAGGAGAAGCUACCUGGGAGCAAAUUGAGUUUGCAGUUGUAGCACGAUGGUUGGCAAGUGGACGUCAAGAGUUGGAAAAUAACGAAUGGAAACGUUGGCAGAGACAGCAGAAGCGCCCCACUGCUGAAGACAUGCCUCUUGUAGAGGAACUGGCGAGAUGGCGAAGAUCAUCCGUUGAAUGUGCAUCGAUAGCAGCCUUACGAUAUCUGCUUCAAUAA